AGCACCAAAAUAGUUUCGAAGCUUGUCACUUUGGAAGCAGUAUGCAAGCCAAUACAAUAUGUCACAUAAGUCCAACCAAAUUACUCCCGAUAUCAACAUGGCAUGAUCGAAUCCCGGCAGGCCGAGCCCUCGCCGCGACCGGUCAGGCCCCCCGAGCGAUCUCGAUCUCGACAUCGGAGAGCCGCUCUUCGGGCGUCUCCGCGGCGGAGGUGGAAGAAGAUCGGGUGGCUGCGUUCUGGGACUACCAGUCUCUCUUCGUGUCGCCGCAAUCCGAGACCGCUGAGCCUGUUUUGCUCCGGCUGGUGGACGGGGCGGUGCCAUCCGAUUUCCCCUCGGGGACGUAUUACCUGAUUGGCCCGGGGCUCUUUGCCGACGACCACGGGUCCACGGUGCACCCGCUAGACGGGCAUGGCUACCUGAGGGGCUUCGUGUUCGGCGGGGCGCCCGAAAACAAGGAGGUCAAGUUCAUGGCCCGGUACGUGAAAACCGAGGCCCAAGUCGAGGAGCACGACCCGGCGAGCAACACGUGGCGGUUCACGCACCGGGGACCGUUCUCGGUGUUGAAGGGAGGGAGGAAGGUCGGCAACACCAAGGUGAUGAAGAACGUCGCCAACACCAGCGUGGUGAAGUGGGGAGGGAAGUUGCUGUGCCUUUGGGAAGGCGGCGACCCGUACGAGAUCGAACCCAGGUCGCUGAACACGGUGGGGAAGCUCGAGAUGAUCGACGGCCAUGGCGAGCCUCAGCACAGCGAGGGCCACGGUGUUGGUGACGUAUGGGAUGUCGCCGCUAGCAUUUUGAAGCCCAUCUUAUAUGGAGUGUUCAAAAUGCCGGCGAAGAGAAUGUUGUCGCAUUACAAGGUCGACGCAAGGAACGAUAGGCUUCUCACUCUGUCGUGCAAUGCAGAGGACAUGCUGCUGCCCCGUAGUAACUUCACCUUUUAUGAAUUCGACUCCGAUUUCAAGCUGUUGCAGAAAAAGGAAUUCAACAUCCCCGAUCAUCUAAUGAUUCACGACUGGGCUUUCACCGAUACUCACUACAUAUUAUUUGGGAAUCGCAUCAAGCUUGACAUUUCGGGGUCAAUAAGUGCAGUGUGUGGAAUAUCACCGAUGAUAUCGGCAUUAUCAGUGGACCCCGGCAAAUCGACAUCCCCGAUCUAUCUUCUUCCAAGAUCACAAGACGAGAGCCAAAAGGGAAGAGAUUGGAGAUCCGCCAUAGAAGUGCCUGCACAGCUUUGGCUUAUGCAUUUCGGCAAUGCCUUCGAGGCCGUGGACGAUGAGGAAGGGACGAGGGAGAUUCGCUUCCAAGCCUGUGUUUGUUCCUACGAAUGGUUCAAUUUCCACAAGCUCUUUGGAUAUAAUUGGCAGAGUAGUAGAUUGGAUCCUUCCAUCAUGAAUGUCAAACAAGAUGGGAAGGCCUUGUUGCCUCAUCUGGUUCAGGUGUCCAUUGAUGUCAACGCUGAAGGGGAUUGCCAAAAGUGUUCCGUGGAGUCUCUCAACAACUGGACGCGGCCUACGGAUUUUCCAGUGAUAAAUCCGGAUUUUUCAGGGAGAAAAAACAAGUACAUAUACGGUGGAACAACUUCCGGUACCCGCCCAGCACUGCCACAUUUCCCGUUCGACUCUGUCGCAAAGCUCAACAUGUCUGAUAAGUCUAGCAGCACAUGGUCAACCGGUAACCGCAGAUUCAUCGGCGAGCCGAUUUUCGUCCCCAAAGGAACCGGAGAAGAAGAUGACGGGCACAUCCUUGUGGUUGAGUAUGCAGUCUCGAUUCAGAGAUGUUAUCUAGUCAUUUUGAAUCCAAAGAGGAUUGGAGAAGCCGACGCUCUAGUAGCACGACUCGAAGUGCCUAAAGAAUUGAACUUCCCUCUGGGAUUUCACGGUUUCUGGGACGUCGACAGUUGA
Syzygium oleosum is the source of this 1901-nucleotide messenger RNA. Its product is annotated as carotenoid cleavage dioxygenase 7, chloroplastic-like. Gene Ontology annotation, cellular component: chloroplast stroma. Bases 42 to 1901 code for a protein of 619 amino acids. The record is from RefSeq and is a predicted model, not a curated record. Gene Ontology annotation, biological process: carotene catabolic process. Gene Ontology annotation, molecular function: 9-cis-epoxycarotenoid dioxygenase activity. NCBI's taxonomy places the organism in Eukaryota, Viridiplantae, Streptophyta, Magnoliopsida, Myrtales, Myrtaceae. The transcript has 7 exons.